Solanum stenotomum is the source of this 1113-nucleotide messenger RNA. RefSeq names its product putative F-box protein At3g10240. The transcript has a single exon. Gene Ontology annotation, molecular function: protein binding. The record is from RefSeq and is a predicted model, not a curated record. The coding region runs from base 1 to 1113 and encodes 370 amino acids. NCBI's taxonomy places the organism in Eukaryota, Viridiplantae, Streptophyta, Magnoliopsida, Solanales, Solanaceae.
AUGGAGAAGGAGAAAACAAUUGCUCAAGCAAAAUCUUCAAUAUCCCAAGAUAUUUUGUAUGAGAUAUUUUCUCGUCUUCCUGAUAAGUCUUUUACACGUUUUAAAUGUGUUUCGAAAUUUUGUAACUCUCUUGUAUCAUUCAAAGUCCUUGCAUGGACAUAUCCUCAAAAAAAGUUUUACACCAUAAAGCAAAAAUCUAUGAUUUCAAACGAAUCCAAUUUAAUCAGGCCUGAGGAGAGAAUCGAUGAAAAAGGCUCCGCUCAUCUUAUUAAGGAAUUAAAUAGCUUCCCUUAUCACAAAAUUGACUAUAUGGAAGGUUUGUUCUGCUUAUGGAAUUCAAGUCAGUCGUUGCCUCCUAUUAUUUUCAAUCCCAGUACAAGAAAAGUAACAUAUCUUCCGAGUCAAAAUCUUGUGGAGGAUGAAAUCCAUGAGUAUCAUAUUAUAUUGGGUUAUGAUCCCGAAAAAAAGAUGCAUAAAAUUCUAUUGAUGACAUAUCCUCAUAACUAUUUAAUGUCAUCAUCAAGAUAUUGGAUUUUCACUUUAGGAACAAGUGAAUCGUGGCGGGAAAUAAAACUAACCAAUUUAUUUGUGACACCACCCUUGAGAGGAAUUUGUAUCGAUGGAGUUAUUUAUUUUUUUGUUUACCACAAUAGAGAAAGAUAUUUUAAGAUGGCAGCGAUUAAUUUGAGAGCGGAGAAUUUCAGAAUUAUCUCGUUGUGGAAUAACUAUGGACGCUAUUAUGUCGUAGACAUGUUUGAUUAUAUUCACUUAAUAGAAGUGAAGGGAAAACUAGCCAUGGUUGAUGUUAAAGAAGGAAAAACGAGAGAGAUAAUUUUGAGGAUUUUACAAAAUUCUGAAACUGAAGAAUGGAUGGAUCAUAUUAUUGUCUUUCCUCAACUAUUAAGUCGAGAUAUAGCAAAAGAGAAAAUAUAUUAUUUGAGGAAUUACGUUUAUAGUAAUACUCUUAAUGGUGAGAUCGUAUUAAUGAACUCCUUGAUCAAGCCAAAUUGGAUAUUCUUUUAUAAUUUUAAGAAGAAUAGUUGGAGAGAAAUUGAAGUUUUGGGGUUUGAAGAAAAGGUAAAUAUUUUUGGUAUAUGUAGUUAUAUUAUAUAG